Alternaria ethzedia is the source of this 984-nucleotide messenger RNA. RefSeq names its product deoxyhypusine hydroxylase (gene LIA1). Gene Ontology annotation, molecular function: deoxyhypusine monooxygenase activity. The record is from RefSeq and is a predicted model, not a curated record. Bases 1 to 984 code for a protein of 327 amino acids. Gene Ontology annotation, biological process: peptidyl-hypusine biosynthetic process. Lineage: Eukaryota; Fungi; Ascomycota; Dothideomycetes; Pleosporales; Pleosporaceae. The transcript is spliced from 2 exons.
AUGGCAGUCACAGAGCAGGACACCCAAGUUCCUACGCUUCGCAACAUCCUCACCUCGGAGUCGGAGCCCCUCGCCCGCCGCUUUCGCGCUCUUUUCUCUCUUAAGCACCUUGCGGGCCUGCAGCCACCCAGUGCGCAGACUGUUCCCGCCAUCGAGGCCAUUGCCGCCGCUUUCGCAUCGCCGUCAGCUCUGUUGAAGCACGAACUCGCCUACUGCCUGGGUCAGUCGGGACACGAUGCUGCCAUCGCGCCCUUGAGGGGCGUAUUGGAGGAUAAAGAGGAGGACUCCAUGUGCAGGCACGAGGCUGCCGAGGCACUUGGUGCGCUGAGCGACAAGGGCAGUCUUGAGCUGCUAAGGGCAUUGAGGGACGACGUCAAAGAGAUCGAUGUCGUACGGGAGACUUGCGACAUUGCUGUGGACCGCAUAGAGUGGGACCAUGGGCUGCAGAAGGGGCAGGAGAAAUUGAAGAAAAGCGACUUCACGUCCAUCGACCCUGCGCCACCACUACCACAGAGUACGGAGAAGGCAUCGAUCCCCGAACUUGAAAAGACACUGCUCGACACCUCGUUGCCCUUGUUCCAGCGCUACCGAGCCAUGUUCGCCCUCCGCGAUCUUUCCUCGCCGCCCGACCUCCCAACUGCCGUUCCGGCCGUACAGGCGCUCGCUCGCGGAUUCACAGACCCAUCUGCUCUCUUCCGCCACGAAAUCGCCUUUGUCUUUGGGCAGCUGUCACACCCCGCAUCCAUCCCUAGUCUUACAGAAGCGCUCAGUAACACAAAGGAGGCAAGCAUGGUCCGACAUGAGGCAGCCGAGGCACUUGGAAGCUUGGGCGAUGAAGAGGGUGUCGAAGAUACUCUGCGUAAAUUUUUGAACGACCCAGAGCAGGUGGUGCGCGACAGUGUGGUCGUAGCACUUGACAUGGCAGAAUUUGAGAAGAACGGAGAGAUGGAGUACGCGAUCGUGCCGCAAGCUGUUGCAGCUUAG